This is a messenger RNA of Symbiodinium sp. CCMP2592, 2928 nucleotides long. The record is from the annotation of a GenBank genome assembly. Lineage: Eukaryota; Dinophyceae; Suessiales; Symbiodiniaceae.
AUGAACAAGGCACGUGCAAUGCUGGAUGCCCUCAUGGGCCCACAGCGGGAUCAGAAGAAGGCCGACAAUGCAGAAGACUGGAAGGACAAGAGCAUUUGCAAAGGAUAUCUCAUUGGCUUUUGUCCCUUCGACAAGUCCGUUGUGGGCGGCAAGCGGGGCAUCGAGCCUUGCGACAAAAUCCACUCGGAGGUGAUCCGAGAGAAGUUCUUAGCCACGAAAGAUGGCAAAGAGGGCAGCGAUCUAAGAAUCAAGUACGAGGAGUACUCGAUUCGCGACUUGGAGUUUUGUGUCCAGGAGGCCGAGGCAUACGGCCGAAGAGAGGUAGAACGCUUGCGGAAAGAACCCAGGUCCAAGGCGCUGCCUGCCGAUGUGAACCAGAAGAUUUCGCAGAUGAAGCGGGAGAGCACCAACUUGGCACAGAAGGCCAACGCUUUGGAAGACUGCGAGGCGCGCAAGAAGGAAGAGCUGACGAAGCAGUCUGACGAUCUCUUGGAAGAGGCGAAGAAGUAUGAGAAGGAGGAAGAAGAGAAGGUGAAGGCUAACUUUCGGCCGCUGGCUUGUGAGGUUUGCGGAACUGCAUACAUCAGCAACAACGAGGGCGAAUACGAAGCGCACCUGAGGUACAAGAUACACAACAGUUAUGCGGAGAUCCGUGCCCGGCUCAAAGAGCUCAAAGACAAGAAAGCCGAGCGCGACAGAAUUCUCAAGGAGAAGAAGGAAGAGGAGCGCAAAAAGAAGAACGAGGAAUACAUGAAGAAGGUGGCAGAAGAGGAGAAAGCUGAGCAAGAGGCUGAUGGCGGCGACGGCGAAGGCAGCAAUAGAGCAAAGUCCAAGAGCAAGCAACAGGACGAGUCUCAAAAGGAGAACGGCUACAAGAAGAAAAGGCGAGUAGCCGCAGCAAAGAUCGAGGAAGAGGCAAGUCAAGAAAGGAUCGAGACAGGGAUCGCCGUGGCAGAGCAAGAAAGGAGCGUCGAGGCCUUGCGCUUGCUGUGGAUUGAAUUCACAGUUUACCAUCGCAUGAGAGCAGCUGUGAGAGCAAGGACAGCCCGUGCCGGCGCACUGACUAGUCCAGUUCAGCGGGAGGAGACCUUUGCAAACAACUGCGCAGACGGCCAAGCAAUCCUGGCCGGAGGAAGCAUCGCAGAAGCGCAGGCCGUGCUCCUCCGAGUUGCCGACAUCUACAUUGCGUUUGCCGGAGGGCCUCAGGUCUCCGAGCAGGCAAAGAUCGCGUACUCUCGCGGGGCUAUUGUCAUUCCCUUGUGCAGCGGCCUCAGUGACUCUGACAGUUUCCCUGCCCACGUUCUCAAGAAGCCGGCCUUUGUCAGAGAGGAGCCUUGGGCCCUGCUGACGGCCAGAAGUCCGCAGAAUCGAGAAGCGGUGGCAAAGGCUCUGACUGGAGUCAUCACAAGCGCCUCUCAGCUGAGAAGGCAUCCGGACAGUGGUUCAGGCUCGUACACUGGUCGUCAAGAGAAAAUGCGAGUUGAGCGACUGGCCUUGUCGACCUAUGCGAAGGGCACUCCCUGGCUAUCACACUGCCUGGAUGGCAUCGGCAGACCUGCACUAGAGAUGGCCGGCGAUGUCAUCUCUGUCGUUGGUCCACCAGUGUACAGCUUCUACUCUGGGCUUUUCACAAUCUACAAGGCCUUGCCUCGAGACGCAGCCACCUGCCUGUGGGGUCUUGGACAGUGUUUCUUCGGUGGCCACUAUACUGCCUUCUUCGCGGCAGCUGAAUCCUUCAAAAGCGCAGGUGGUGAUCAGAUGCUCGCAAGCCUCCAGGAUCUGCAGGUGGAUGCGGUUGCAGUUCUUGAAGCAAAUGCCGACAUGGAAAAGGAUCUAGGAAAACCCACGUCGGCCUGGGAAAAGGUCCAACUGGUUCUCUGCACGGUUGAUCCACAGCGAAUCUCCGAUGCCCUGGGAAGCCUUUGGACGGGUUACAUGGGCCUGGUACUCGCUCUAAAGUACAAGUUUGCGAGGACAGUCGCCUUCGCUCAUUCAAUAGGGGAUCACCUGCGACCGCUGGCUGCUAAAGCGCUAGCGCCUGCUGCUCUCGCAGUGACACCACCUGAGUACCGGCAAUGGAUCGAGCCGAGUAUCAACCUUGGCUGCAAGGCAAUUGCCACGGCUGCUGCUUGGAAGCUUCAACGUAUUCUCUCCUCCGUGCAGACGGGCAUCGCUGGAGGUUUGCUCGUCGGAAGGAGUGCUUGGUCGCUCCUGCUGCCUGCUCUUUAUCGCCGUGGAGUGGUUUCAAAACAGAGCAUGGAGGACUCCAUGAUGGACGAGCUUAUCGGCUGGAGCCUGGCAAUAUCGGGAAUGUAUUACCAGAUCGUCCAAGGGGUGCGGCGACCAGAUUUCGCAAGGGAUGUGGCGAGCACCAGCCGGACCACCGGAUGCAAGUUCCUGUUCUCAUCUGACAUGGUUGCAGUGGUCCGUGGCCUGGCUGGCGGCGGAAUGAGCGCUUUACUUUGCAAAUUUGCAGGAGCAGCUUUGCACAGAGAGCGAAUCGAUUCCGAAACUGCGACCGGACCGGGCAGUUGCUCGAAGCUUCAGUUGGGUGCAAAGAUUGCAUGCAAACUGCGUUCCUGCCGGCGUGAAGUCGAUGCAGAGCAGGAGGACAUGUGCGGGCAACCAGAGUGCGAUGAGAUGCGCGGAGGGGCUGCCUGCGCUGACGGUGCGGAGUGGACGACACGGGAUGAUCGUGAAACUGAUCUUGAAACGGUGGAAGAGAUUGAACCAGAUGCUCAAAAGGGCGCGGAGGCGCCUGGCCCCAGAGCCGGCAGCGCGUCGGCAGGAUGGAGCCAGGCUCAGGGCAAGCAAGUGGUGCAGCCGGCAGAACGGCAAAGCGUUCCAAAGUGGAUGCCAACGCUGAGGCAUUUGCAGAGCGGUGGCAGGAUGCCCGGGCUCAGGCAAAGGAGGGGCGACCUCCAGUGA